Molecule: messenger RNA, 1379 nt
Organism: Ostrea edulis (European flat oyster)
Lineage: Eukaryota; Metazoa; Mollusca; Bivalvia; Ostreida; Ostreidae
Exons: 3
Coding region: 235-705 (156 amino acids)
Source: RefSeq, a predicted model, not a curated record
AUCAACACAAGGCCGAAAGAGGUGACUGCCAUUUUCCGCUAGAAAGCGACGGGAAAUCAUGUCGGAACAGCAGGUAAUAGAUAGCUGAAAGUGAUGUAAUGCUACUUACAAUUGUCAGAAAAAGUAAGGGUGUACCAUUCAUACGUAUGUUGCCAAAAUCAAGGAGUUACUCCUUACUCCUGGAUAUUUUGUCGCAUAUUGCAUAAGUAAAGUGCACGGACACGUUCUGAAGGAAUGGAUACUAGCACCGUUCCUCUCCGUGACACAGACUUCCAUGGGAACGUCAAGUUGCCUAGGAGAUUUGCGGUGCCUGGAAGUUGUGACGAUUCGGUGGACCGUCUGGAGGAUUUAGCCCGAGCGAUGACUUGGGUACGACAAGAACUGAUACAGUUGCGACAACAUGACAUUCUUUUGAAGAGACAGUUUUGCGACAUACAAGACACAAUACGUUCAAUAAAGAAAACACGAACUCCACGUCAUGAGAGUAUGUCCUCUAACUCAAGCCUACAGUCUACUGCCAGUAGUGUGGACAUAACAAUGGAGAAUUACGGUGUUAGGACGGCGACUAGUGCCACUCUACUUCAGAACUGUGAGGACUGUGCAGACGAUACGUUGUCUUAUAGUCGACCACGUACAUCAUCAAUGAAAACGACACGUGAUCUCGCUGCGCUUGCGCGGAGAAGAGGCAGUAAAGAGUUGAUCUGAUAUCAAAUUUAGUCUCUUUCAACCAGACACUCCUUGUUAAAUCCGAUCGCAACUUUUCGGGGUUUCUUUGGGCAAUCGCACCUUCUUGGGUAGCCUGGUGCAACUGCAACCACCGUGUAAGUCACUAAUUAUUAAUCAUUAAUAUUUGUUAUUGUACCAUGGGGAAAUUUCAUCAUUCAUUGUAAAAAAAAAAAAAAAAAAAAGACCAUAGAUAUAAAAAUGGAAAUUAUUGUGAUACAUUUGAGGCCCGAGAGUUGCAAUCUUGUCAAACCACUAGUCUGGGUCUUCCCGACGUUUAAAUGCGACAAGCAAUUUACAGAAUUAGCCGAGCGUCUGGUUGAACGAACGUCAUAAUACAUUUUCGAAACGUGACGUGUAAAGCUAGCCUUGAUCAUCCCGACGUUUGUGUAUACUAGCUAGUGGACCAAUGCCUUACAGGAUAUAGGAAAUGCAUACCAAUCCUAGCAGAGACCAUACAUGAUUUGCGUCCACAUCUCAGUACCAACCGACCAGCAUUUCCAAUCCUCCUUCCUUAUUGCAAAUUGAUUGUACUGCUAUUUAUCAAACAUAUAUCGUAUGUCUACAAAAAGCAAGCUUUCAAGCACCUUCAAGAUUUUUUUUUAUUAGCGACAAGAGGUAGGCACAUUGGUGACUGGAUUAAAUCAUAAAAUAUU